UUUUCUUUUCCUUUUUUCCUUUUUUUAUUGUUGGUGCACAAUUAUGGAUGAUACUCUUAAAUAAUACCACGAAACGUGAAUCCAUAUUGAUGCCAUUACAGCGAGAGCACCCACACAAAUGCGAUCCGAUUCAGAUGUAUAGCGAUUUCAACAUGCUUUCAAUAAAGUUCCCACUGAACUGUUUCAUACAAAUGCAAAUAACCGGCAGCGAUGCUCUUCUGCUCGGCCCUUUACGGGCAAUAGGUUCCCUAAGCAGCACUGUCCCCUCUCGUUCCGUGGUAAGGGAUGCACAGAGAGACGGUCUGCCUUCUAGAAGUGUUUUUUCUUCUCCUUUGGCUUUAAGCUGCCCGUUGGCUCCUCAUCAAGUGGCGGUCGAUGGCUAACUAGCAGCUGCGUGAGGAGGUGGGCGGAGAUGAGAACGAGGCCGGGUCAUUUCAGACGCUCUCGAGAAACCUCAACAACCCUCAGACACAAGAGCCGCUCCUUCAGCUGCCAUCACUGAAUGACUGCGAGAAAUACCAGCAGACGAGAGCGAGAAACGCCGGCUGAUUCUCUGAGAGAGAGAUCAUUGGACUUCCUUGAUUUAAUGGGUCCAAUCAUCGGGAUGUCGCCGGAUAAGAAAGCAGAAUCCCCGGGCAUUCUGGGGGAUCGGACGGGCCUGCGCGGGGUUUGUGGGACGCUGCCCGAAGCCGAGUGCGCCGCUAGCCCUCUGGCCACCAGCCUGGACCACAGCUCCAGCUCAGGAGACGAGGAGCUCACCAACCUCAACUGGCUCCACGAGAACCUGCUCCAGAACUUCACGCUGGGCGGCCCCGAGGCCCAGUCCAGACCCAGCCCGCUCUUCGACAUCGAGGGCAACCACGGCGCCUCCGUCAUCUCCUCGACCGCGGCGCACGCCGGAGACUCCGUCAAGUCCAAGCCGCCGUUCUCCUUCUCCCUGCUCAUAUACAUGGCCAUCGAACAGUCGCCCAGCAAGUCUCUCCCGGUGAAGGACAUCUACGGGUGGAUCCUGGAGCACUUCCCGUACUUCUCUAGCGCCCCCACUGGCUGGAAGAACUCGGUGCGCCACAACCUGUCCCUCAACAAGUGUUUCCGCAAAGUGGAGAGGGGCCUUGGGAAGGUGAGCGGUGCAGAGACUCUCUGGCGGUGGUGUGUGGACCCCGAUGCCGACAGACCCAAUCUGAUCCCUAGCCCGAGAAACAGCACUUUCCCGAGGCGAUCCUUCUGUACGCCCCCCCGAUCUGCUUCCCCACCUUGGGCAGUGCUCUGACCACCGUGUGUCUUUAUGUCCUUUACAGAGUCUGACAUCGAUGCAGCCACUGCCAUGAUGCUCUUAAACUCGGCCCCCGGACACCACAGUGACCCAUGUGACCCGGACAGCCCUAUCGAUCUCUCGCGCCCGGAUUCGGUCCUGGUGAGCAGCGACCCGAAGCAGGACCACAACUACAGCAGCUCGUCCUUCCAGCGCUGCUCGUCUCGCUCUUCCUCCUCCUCCUCCUCCUCCUCGCUGUCCUCCCUGGACGAGGCCGGCUGUGACUCGGGCCAGGACCGCCGCGCCGGCAGCGAAGGCUUCCACAGCGACGAGGAUUCGGAGGAAGAGCCCUCGCUCCCCAUCCGUCGCCCGCUCACCGUCAAGUGCCCUCUUCCGGUUAAACGAGCCCGUCACGAGUCCAAACCGGAGCUGGACGAGGAGUUGAAGGAGGCGGCCGGCUCUCUCUUGCACCUGGCCGGGAUCCGGUCCGGCUUGGAUCUCUCGAAGCGAACGGCCAAGAGUAAAAAGCCGGAAAAGCGUCGGAAAUGAAUAGUUUAGAGACAUUUUAACCCCAGGACUGUGCAUCAGUGACUGAGACUACUCCA
Messenger RNA from Cyprinus carpio (common carp), 1857 nucleotides. RefSeq names its product forkhead box N2a (gene foxn2a). Gene Ontology annotation, cellular component: nucleus. Gene Ontology annotation, molecular function: DNA-binding transcription factor activity; cis-regulatory region sequence-specific DNA binding. Lineage: Eukaryota; Metazoa; Chordata; Actinopteri; Cypriniformes; Cyprinidae. The transcript has 7 exons. Gene Ontology annotation, biological process: regulation of DNA-templated transcription. The record is from RefSeq and is a predicted model, not a curated record.